UGGAUAAGGCAGGCAGACCGGAUCCUGGACACCGCUCCUGGGCUCAGCUGUGCUCGUGGGCCCCCCUUUGGCUCCCAUUCUGCUUUCAACACAGCAGCAAAAGCUGAGCAAGGUUUUCUUCAUCACCUAUGGGCCCAUCGUGGUUUAGAGAGGAUUGCCAAAAUAACAGAGCAUAUGAAAGGUGCCAACACUCUCUUCUCAGAUGACCUCUGCAGUCCUUUGACACUUAAGAAGGCAGCAUGAUCUGAUCUCAGGCAAUCUCUACUACAACAGAUCCCCGGCAAUGUCUGUGCUACUGCCUCUAGGCUGGCUCAGCGUCUCCAGCGGGGAAUUUGUAGCACCCAGCCGCAGGCGUCUUCUCCUGGCGGAAGCUCAACCAUUUGAAGAGAAGGGGAGGGAAAAAAAUCCCAAUCAGGACGCUUGCACAUGCUGUUCUCUGCUUGCUCGCCUGGGUGUUGUGCUGAAGGACUGGGACAUCUGCAGAGGAGGGGGAGCGGCGGCGGCUGGAGCGUGCCCUGGUCAGGGCUGGGGCUCCUCCAGGCCGGGGGCUGUGAGUGCGCUCAGCCCCGGGCGGGGGGAACAGCGGGGCCGGGAUCGCGCUACCCGGAGCGUACGCAGACAGACGUGAUUAAAAUUCAAGCCUAAUGGCCUCUGGCAUAAACAACAUUCAUCAGCCCGGGACUUGCAAUGGAUCUAAAGCCGCUCGCAGCAGCUCGGCAGAGGAAUGCAAUCGGGAAAUGCACGUGAAAAUGUGCAAGAAGAUUGCCCAGCUCACUAAGGUGAUAUAUGCCCUGAACACUAAGAAUGAUGAACAUGAGGACAGUAUACAGGCUUUGAGAGAGGCUCAUGAAGAAGAAAUUCAAAAUAUUCUUGCUGAGACAAGAGAAACGAUUCUCCAGUGUAAAAGCAAAGCUGAAGAAGAACAGUUACUGAGAAAGCAUAUUCAGGCCCUUGAAAUUGCAGUAGCACAACACAAGAGAUUGAAGGAAGAAGCCUUAGCAGAGUUAAUAUUGUGUAAAAAGCAAGCAGAAGAGAAGGAGUCAAGAACAGAAGAGAAACGAGCACAGACGGGCCUUUCUACAGACACAGCAGACACCACUUCAGGCUUUGAAAACAAACCUCUACAUUUAAAUCAGGAGUUUGAUGGACUGCUAAAUGAAUGCAAAGCAUUUAGAGGAGAAAAUCUAGAUAAAAAAGUAAAUUUAGAUGAAAAAUGUAGUGUGGAAAGGCACACUGUAAUGAAUGAGAUAGAAAACCUGAAGAGCGAGAACCAGAAAACAUCUGAAGAAUAUACUCAGAAAACAAGAAAACUGCAAGCCCCAUGUGAGACAGACAAAGAGACCUUGAAAAUAGCUAUGCAGCAAUCUGUGAGAGAAGAAAACUGUGAACAAGGAGAAACAGAGCAAAAGAAGAGCUCAGAGACUGAGGAAGGUUUUUUGCUGCAGCAGGUAAAGAAGCUGGAGGCAGACCUAGAGGAGAAAAGCCAGAAGAUAAAUGAGAGGAAGAAGCAUUCCCAGAAGCUGAAGGAGCGGAUACAGGAGCUCCAGACACAGCUAGAUGAAUUUAAAAGAAAAUCCGAGUGUGAACUAAAGCAACUAGAGAAAGAGAAAGAAGUUCUAACUGGGAAACUUCAAAACUCGUCACUUGAGGUGGCUCAGCUGAAGCAAAUAUUAGAACAGCAAGCAAAUAAUUUCAAGGAGUCACUGAAGAAACAUAAUCUACAGUCCAACAAAGAAAAAGAGAAGCUUUUGCAGGAUCUUCAAAACACCAUUAAAGAAAACCAAAAUGUUAAACUGCAGUUGGAGGCAUCACAUCAAAAAGUCUUAAAAAUGUUGGAGAAAAGCAAGAAUCAGGAACUCAAGGAGGCAGAAGAGCGUUUGAAAAAGGAAUUUAAUGAGACUUUGAAGAUCCAGCAUCAGUCUCAUAGGCUGGAAAUACAAACCUUGGAAGAGAAAGCAAAGAAAGAAUUACAUGAUGAACUUGAGCAGAUACAAAAGCAGCAAACCCUGUUGCUAGGAUCUCUAAGGAUGGAACUGUCCGAGCAACAGGCAUCAUGCACAAACCUAAAGAAGCAAAUAGAAGAACUACAAAUGGAGCUGAGGAGUGUGAGAACACUGAAGAAGCAACAGGAAGGAAGUAGCCAAAGCCAGAUCAGAUCUCUUCACGAUGAACUGGAAAAAUGUCAGAGUGAAAUUUCUGAACUCAAGAGAGAGAAUUUACUUUUGAAGGACACAAUGGAGCUGCUCAGUGCUGAGUUGGAGUCACAGAAGCAAGAAGCUGCACAGCUUCAGGAUAGAGAUAAACAACAUAGAAGGCUACUGGUAGAAGACCUCAAUAUCAAGCAUAAAAAAGAACUGGACAUACUGAAACAAGAUCACCGGAAGGAAAUUGAAAACAUAGUAUCUGCUUUCAGCAGCACUCAGGCACAUCUCCAAGCAAAGAUUUUCUCCUUAGAAACUGCACUUAAAGAAUUAGAAGAAAAGUCAAGAAAGUGGGAGUCCAGGCCUGAAGACACACACCUUAUAAACUGCCUGCAAGACAAAUUAAGUGAGAGAGAAGAGAUUAUCAAGCAGCUGGUGGAAGGAAGAAAAUGUCAGCAUUCAUUUUCAGCCAACACUGAAUCCUACAGGAAUCGGUCAUUUUCUUUCAACCCUAAUACAGCAUGCCUGACUCCCUCCAUGAAGCAGAAGAAAAAGGUUGAGGUGCCCAGUCGUGUUGUCAGUGUUCCGAAUUUAGCUUCCUACGCAAAGAGCUUUUUGAGUUGUGACUUGAGAUCAAAAAGAAGUGCUCCUCAAAUAACAAAAUCUACAAGCUUAGACCGGAGUUCCGGCUGCCUCAGGGUGGGCUCUCCAUCAACACAGUCCUCAGACAGCAGUGCUGCCACAAGGACACAUGGCAAUGAACCACCACAAACCAAAGAUGACCAAAAACAAGACCCUCAGCAUCAAGAAUGGUUUACUAAGUAUUUUUCAUUUUAAAGCAAACUAUUUCCAUACUUCUCAGAAUUACUAUAAAAGUCAUUCCUGUUUUCUUUUUAGGGAUGAUAAUCCAAUAGAUGAUUUAACAGAAGAAAAAAAAAA
Molecule: messenger RNA, 3080 nt
Organism: Passer montanus (Eurasian tree sparrow)
Lineage: Eukaryota; Metazoa; Chordata; Aves; Passeriformes; Passeridae
Gene: FAM184B
Product: family with sequence similarity 184 member B
Exons: 12
Coding region: 645-2978 (777 amino acids)
Source: RefSeq, a predicted model, not a curated record